Messenger RNA from Lepisosteus oculatus (spotted gar), 1618 nucleotides. Lineage: Eukaryota; Metazoa; Chordata; Actinopteri; Semionotiformes; Lepisosteidae. The record is from RefSeq and is a predicted model, not a curated record.
CCCUUUGGUGAUCCAGUAGACUUGUAGUGUAUAUCAGAUAACCAUUUUGCCACUUGAACCUGUCGAGACAUGUUUGACAAGAGGUCUAGAACCCAUCUUAUCAAGUUGCUGUUUAAUGUGAACUUCUUUAAGAGUUUCUGUGCUGACAAGAGCGGUUAUAUUGUAUUGAAAGCAGAGGUAAAAUCAACAAAUACAAUUCUUGGGUCUUUGCUUGAUCAAGAUGCUGAUAGACUGUGUUCUACAAUAUGAGUAUUGAUGCACAUUAAGAACUUAACAUCUGGAAUAUACUUCAAUUUACUCACUGGUCUCACUUGCAUUUUCUGUCUUUCACUGUCCAGGAUGUUUGAGGGCAGGAGACCUACACUGGCUAUCAUGGAUACUGCAAUGAUCAAAACAGUUAAGAAUCGAGUGGAUUUCUUGCAACUGAUGAUGGAUUCACAAAUUCCUGAGAAGUACUCAAGCACAGAUGGACAAAAGGAAGGUGUCAAAGGUUCAUGGGGGAACCAGAGCCCAUUCUGGCAAGCAACGGUGACAAGACAGGGAACACCCUGGAUGGAGCACCAGUCUGUCACAGGGCAUACACAGACACAAACACACUCACAUCAGGGCCAGUCUAACCAUGAGAUUCUGUCUCAGUCCCUGAUUUUUGUUUUUGGUGGUUAUGAGACUACGAUCUCCUUCUUAGCGUACAAUCUUGCUACCAACCGUGAUGUCCAGAAGAAACUGCAAAAGGAGGUUGAUGAAGUCUUCCCAAACAAGGCUCCUGUGACAUAUGAAGCACUCAUGAAGAUGGAAUACCUGGACAUGAUCAUCAUCGAGUCUCUCAGGCUAUUUCCUCCUGCGCCUUGUCUUGAGAGGAUGUGUAAGAAGACUGUUGAGAUUAAUGGGGUGACCAUCCCAGAGGGAACCCUUGUUAUGGUACCAGUGUAUGCUCUGCACCAUGACCCGCAACACUGGACAGAACCUGAAGCCUUCAAGCCUGAAAGAUUUAGCAAAGCCAACAAGGAUAGCAUGGCUCCCUAUGCUUACUUGCCAUUUGGAACUAGACCUCGCAAUUGCAUUGGAAUGAGGUUUGCCCUAAUGGUUAUAAAACUGGCUGUUGUGCAGCUGCUUCAAAGGUCACAGGGGAGCUGGAGCCUAUCCUGCAAGCAAUUUGCACAAGGCAGGGUACACCCGAGAUAUGACACAUAGACAUGCAUGCACUCACACCUACAGUAUGGUCCAUUUUUCCAAGUAGCCCAUUAAGCUAACAGUAUGUUUUUGGAAUGUGGGAGGAAUCUGGACAACCUGGAGAAAACCCACGCAAAAACACAAAAACUACACACAGAUAGCAUUUCAUGUCUGCGAUUGAACCCAGGAUCCAGUGCUGCAAGACAGCAAGGCUAACUACUGUAGUGCCCUAUUCUGUUCAUAUUUGUUUUAAUCUAAUUACAUUCUUCAGAUGUUAAUGUCUGGCAAAUCACUUUUUAAUGGCCUUGCAGUCUGUGUAGUAGCUGUGCCUUUUCAGUACUUGGCUCUACAGGAUUCUGGUACUGUACAUUUGCUUGUCAUUUUCCAUCCCAAUAGUAGUUAGCUGGCUGCAUAAGAGUGCCAUGGUGGUCAGUAAUUAUUGAGAUUU